Dermacentor silvarum is the source of this 7371-nucleotide messenger RNA. RefSeq lists its product as uncharacterized. Lineage: Eukaryota; Metazoa; Arthropoda; Arachnida; Ixodida; Ixodidae. Bases 1710 to 2921 code for a protein of 403 amino acids. The record is from RefSeq and is a predicted model, not a curated record. The transcript is spliced from 8 exons.
UCACUUCAAAUGUUCAGGAAACGAUUUUGCGCUUACCGCUGUACUGGUCGUGCUCAACAAUCGCAUUUUGGAGUCUACGUCAUUCAGUGUAACACUUGGCAAAGUUAAUUGGCUCCUUUUUAAGAAAAACAUGCAAAGUUGUCUUCAUGUAUGGAGAUGCAAGCUGCUGCAGCAAUGGCUGCUUUCUGCUGCUGCCAGCUGGCGGCGACACAAGUUUAUGCUAGCGACGUCAGGGCAGCAGCUUGCAUCUCAAUUAAUAAAUACAACUUCGCAUUUUUUUUUCUUAAAUAGCAGGCAAUUAGCAUUGCCAAGUGUUACACUUAACAACACAGACUCCAAAAUUCAAUCCCUCUAUUUGAGCAAGAACAGCGCAAAAUCUUUUUUCGAACAUUUUAAGCAAAAUAUGCACGUUCCUGUACUGUGGGUUCCUUUUGUGCCCGACUAUGAUCACUUUCGGAGAUACUAUCAUUUUCACAAAAUUUCGGGCGACGCGGCCUUGGAUGUGUCGGCGUAUACGACUAACAGCGUUUCUGGCACUGUGUCAAGCUCGCCAUCUGCGCAGAGUGCUCUCGGCGGCAUAUUUAGGCAAGCCCAUGCCGAGUAGCAUAAAAUCUCUUGAAAGUCAUAGCUCGAGAAUACCGCCUUGUUUUCUUGGUAUCUGUGGCCAAAGAAGCGCAUGUAGAAAUUUGCGUGAACGUGGAAACACACUACAUUUUUCUUUUAUAAAUCAGCUGCACAUUACAAUUAGAUGCAUGUUACAUUCAAGUUGACUUUCAUUUUGUUUAAGCCUGCAAAAAUUGAGUGUGUGUUAGAUUCAGGGGUGUGUUAGAGUUUUGCAAAUACGGUAUGUUGAGAUUUUAACGAAAAACAUCCACUUUAAAAUCAUCUCUGAAGUUCACACAGUCAAAUGUUCCUGAUCACUUUCUUAUUCUAACGAGGUUGCUGACACUACAACUCCCAUCAUGCUGAAAUCUUACACAUUACUGUCAUAGUUUUAUGCAAUAUUUUACAACUAGCUGAGUUUACAACUACACAGAAACAUCAACGAGGGAUCUGUUUUGCAGAGCUGUGUAAUGUUGCCUGAUGUCAGUGUUUCAAGAGAAGCACUACAGUUCAGGGUCAUUCAUUUCACCUAGAACAUGCCUGCACUGCCCAACAGCUGUAUGCUGACAGUGAAGUCUGCCAGUCAUGCUACCAACACAGCAUGUGUACAUGACUUUUAUGUAUGUUUAUAAUUAUUGUUACUUGUUACGCAUUUAAGUAAUAAGUAUGUUGCUUUUCGAGCGUUCUGUGUACAUAGAUUUUCUGUGAUAUCACUCCCACACAAAUUGUCAUUUUGCUUUACGCUGAUCAUGCUUUCUGUUGUUUGUUUAUUAUUUUAUUUUUUUACUGCUGUAACCCCCCCCCUCCCCCUUAUGUAAUGCCCCUCAAGGGGCCUUUAAGGGUCUAAUAAAUGAUGAUGAUGAUGACAGGUGUCCUACAAAUUCCAGACAUGCUGUGGCAGUUUAAAAAAAAAAAAGCAGUUCCCCUGGAAUGCAUCAAAAAGAAAUUCCAUCACCUCACAAUCGGUCACGGCAGUGCAUGUCUCCGUGUGGGCACAGGCACGAGGCCUACGUAAAGGCAACUUGUUUUUCACAAAUCUCAGCAGCAUUUCCCCCUUACUUUUGUAGCCCUUGCUGAUAAUCAAAGUUUGCAGUUAGCUGUGUCAUAUGUUACAGGAACAACACCACAGCAAUGGUAGGCUAUGCUUCGAAACUUCUUUGUGUCCUUGGGAGUUUCAAUGCCUCCUAUCUCGCCUUGCAAUGCCAAGAACUGCAACUACAGAAAUGUACAAAUGUGCCAAAUCAUGGCUGCAAAAAGAACAGGAUAUUCCGCCAGCCACGUCAUUCGCCAAGCCCUGCAAAAAGGGAACGCUGACUAAACUGGUCGGCCGCCGAUGGAUAUUCUUACCUGUGUGGAAAGAGCGCUAUUGUGUGCUAGACGGCAACAAGCUGUACUACUACGACAGCGAGACGAGCAAGGGCACAAACUCCCACUGUGGUGUAAUCAACUUGGACCUUUUUGACCUCUGUGAGGAAUAUGAGAGCAAAUCCGUCCAGAAUGGAUUCGUCAUCACAAACGCCAACCGAGGAUUUUUUGAUGAAUACCACACUUUUGCUGCGGGUACCUUAUCAGAGGUAUGUGACUGGAUAGCGCACAUCCGGACGCAGUUGAAUCAGUCCAUAGUGCAGAAGCGGACAUCCUUUCUGAGGAAGUCACUUGCAAAACGGAAGACCAGGAAAUCCCUUGAAAGCCAGGCAAAUGUUGAGAGCAGUCCUCAGGUUCCAGAUCCAACAUUAGACAUCCCUGGCAAGGAGCCACUCGAAAGCAUCACUAAAAAUCGAGCCAAAGGUCCCGCGGGGAGACGACUGCCGCAGCGGAAGUCGCAGAUGCCCAAAUCUCUUUCUCAAGAAGUAAGCAGUCAGAAGGUCCCGAUUGCUCACAAGCAGGAAGUGGUUACUGAGGAGUCAGAACCAACAGAGGUGGGUACAAAGUCCGAGAUAGAUAAGCCAAGGCCAGCAUCGGCUCUCUUGUACCACUACAGUUCUAGCGAGGAGGACGAGACGGAUAAAACAAGAGAGCCUGAAUCUGCCAGCCAAACUGAAGACACCAUGGAGCCAAGCCAUAAGCAGCCCGACGGAUCAUGCACUGUGAACACACGCACAGAAACAAUGCAGGAUCGACUGAGGAAACUGCGUGAGGAGCUGUCCUGCCACGUGGACGAUGUGACAAUGAAAUCCCUCCUCGAACGACUGAGCUACUGUGAACUCGAACUGCAAGUUGCAGUGCAGACUGUGCAGCAGGUCCUGGAUGAAGCGUCAGCCGUGCUCGCAAAGACCAAGGGGGCCACCAAGCAGCAGCAGCCGCCAGUGCCUGCUUAGUCUUUGCACGUCCUGGUGAUGCCAGAGAGUGCUGCACUUGUCUCCGUCAAGGAGAGGACAUGAACUGCUGCGGAGGAGUGCGCGGCUGGCAACAGAGAAUGUAGUCUGCACAAGCACGGCCGCUGGUUGGGGUGGGGUGGGACAGAGUUGCAUACAAAGAUUAACUAGAGGGAAGCCUGCUGCUGCGUGCAACUUGCACGGUUGUGAUGGAUAGUACAAUAUUUCUGGCUUCACUCUCGUGGCUUCAAAUGUUGAACUCAAAGUGCUGUCAUUUGGCUGUUUUCUGGGUUAUGCGAUAUGCAGCACAAACGAGGCACACUAGAUGACAAAGAAAGGGCAUGCCUUGUUUGUGCGACACAUUUCAUGAUGCAGUACCAAAAAAAAAAAAAAGAGGAAUUUUACAGAACGUAAAAGACAAUGAUGGGCAUCGCGGUCAAAUGCUAUAGCCAGAUUUAGCAGUUGCAGUUCAUUGCAUCAAACACUCACUCGCAUAGUGAACUUAAAUUUUGAAAGAAAUUCCAUCAACUCCUGAAUUUUAACUUUUAAAUAUUGCAAGCGAAUGUGGUGAUACAAGUAGACGAAAGAAAUUGCAUAUCAAAGGGUGAUGAAGAGAGCCACAACGUAUUCUCAGUAAUAUUCACUGGCCGGAUGAGGAAAAAUGUCCACACUACCUGCAAAUUUUCAUGGUACAGUUGAACCUUGUUAUAACAAAGUCACAUCAACAUAAUUCCUUUACUAUAUCCGAUAUUCGCUUAAGCGCAUGUUUGUUACACGCUGAUAUUGGCAAUGGACAUUAAAUUUAGUUUGUUAUAUCUGAUAAUUUGUUCUAUCAAGGUUUGACUGUAUUUGAACAGCAGUGCCAGAUUGCCCUCUAAUAAUCUUUGUACGAGACUAUGUAAGGGGGGAGGGCGCAAGCAUGCAUCAAUGUCUUUAUGUGCUGACCCCGCAUUGUGCCCCUGUGGUGCUGUGCCCACCCAGCGGCCCAUGGCGCACUUUACGCCAUCAUUACUAGUCAAAAGAAAUGUGAGAAGCCCAAAGCAGUGCCUUGAGGCAGGUUUUAGAUUUGACGUUGUGCUGGCCUUAUCGAAUUCAACCUGGUUUGCUGUGGUUUUUAUGUUCCUAGUGUAUGAUGAUGAGCCAUUUUUAUUAGAAUUGCCCUGGCCACACUUUCUUGAAAGGAACUGUAGGUGCUCCAUGCCAAUAGAGGACCAAAGCCCUAGUUUGUGAGCACUGUCCAGCAUACUGAACACUGCUCUGGAAGGGGGCGGUUUGUCUUUGUUAAGAGGGCUACUAAUGAGAAACACCAAGUUAAACUAGAUUGGUAGAUUAAACUUUUGUAAUGAUAGAAAGACCAGUCUUACUACGAGUGAUGACUUGGUAGGCCAGAGCUGAUGUAAAAAAAAAAAAGAACUGUUAGUGACACUGCAUCACUAUUCCCCCACGAACUCCUUCAGGUGUGGAAUUCGACAGUGUUUGCUUCACAAUAAAAGGAGGAUCAAAUCACAUUUGGAAGUACAUAUGGACUGAGCUUGCCAAAAAUAUGUUAAAAUAGUGAAAUCUCUGACGUCGUACCAAUAUUGUUGUCACAGCUUUGGUGAAGGUUCGUUUUUCUCUUAAUGGACUUUUUCUCUGCUAAUAGCGAACAUUUUUCUACAAUAUAAAUGUAAAUAGAGUUUUGAAAGAAGUCCUACCAUAUUGCAGUGAGAUUACCUUACUUUUUUUCUGCUAAUAGUGAACAAUUUUCCACAAAAUAAAUGGAAAUAUAGCUUUUGAUGAAAAUUCUACCAAUCUAAACUGACUUGGUGUCACUCUCUGUGGCAUACCUUUCAGGGGCUAGCUGAUAAUGUAACAUGAUCCAGUAAUGGAGAAAACUAAUGUUAUAGAACACCCUGGAGGGAGUGUGACCUUGAUUGAAAAAAGAAAAAGAAAGUCUUAUUUCUUACGAAUAUUUGCCUCUUAGGCUCAAGAGUGCCUGCAGUGCAUUAUGAAAACUAUAAAGAAGAGCACAUUGUACAUAUAUUGGUAGUUGUCUGUGGUGGUUGGGGAGGGGGUUGACUGUGCAAUCGGAAAGAGAAUGCAUUUUUAUACGAGUGUACAAUGUUUUCUAAUAUUGUGCUGGUUGCUGUUUUUUUUUUUUUUUUUGUCUUCACUGAAUGCACAAAUGCAUGGUCUGUUAUCUAUAUUUAUGCGUACACACAGACAUGUCGGGAAUCGAAAGUUUGUUGCUUAUGUCACUGUUAUCACAAUUGCACACCUCACAUUUCUGGAAAGCAUUAUAGACGCUUCAUUUUCUUCAAGGAAAUUACGCAGUGUGUAGAGUGUAGCUGCCCAAAUUGAUGCUGUGAUUACGCUAUCUCAUACACCACCUGCUGCAAUUUAUUAUGAAGUGUGCAGAACAGAUAAAAAACAAUGGCACUUGUGGCUGGCUAUAACAAGGUGCCGCCAUGUUCCAAUCAAUAGUAGUACCUCACUGCGCUGACCUUUACACAGCAGCCUUUGCUUGCAGUCAGUCACAUUUCUUUUAUAUCUCCCAGUUUUCCCAAGUCUGUUUUUUUACUACGAAAAACUGCAAUUGAGACAGGGCUACUCGGUAUGUUAUACAAUUAGCAUACAUCUUUGCUACUCUCAAUGCGGUACCGACGUCACGUUUUCAGACUUGGUAAUUUGUUUCUUUUUAAUCAAACGAAGGUGUAAAUUCUUUAGACCCAAGAAAGAAUGCUGUCAAGCGUCAGAGUGCCCUAAAUAACUUACUGUAGUACUUGUUUCUAUCAACCAGUUUCGGUACCCAAGAGCUGGGCACGUCACGACAUUGUGAAACACUGGCUCGCUCUGUUCUCGCAAUGGCUGCAACUGCCAUAUGUGAGCGCAGCCAGAAACAGAUGCGUUUCUGAUGUUAGUUAAUUUCUUUAUGAGCAGCGUAAUCAUAGCUAGCGUUAUUGCUAAGCAAUGCUGGCAAAUCUUGCUCUGUAUCAUGAUGUCACAAUAAUGUUCAUGAAGCCAGGUCUGGCAUUUCAAGACCAACUUUAGUAUCAAAUUAAAAUAUCUGAUGUAUUUCUCAACCUUCAUCCUUUUACGUGCAAGGAACGUGUGGUAGAAUUUCUACAACUUCGAAAAUAUGUGUCAGUACUUGUUUAAAGAAACUCUGCUGUCAUUGAUGCGCAUGCACAGAUAAUCUUAAAAGCUGUCGUUAUCUAUUAAGUCUUUUGACCUUGUUGCUGUAUUACAACUACUUCAUGCACUGUGGCACAGCGAGGGAUGUACCACACAUCAGCAAAAAGGAGAUGAGGGCUUCACGCAAGGUCCUCACUUCGACGCACAAGCCCAAAGUAGACAGGAUCGGUGCUAAGUGUAGAAAAGUCCUCUAUUUGCUGAAACUGCUAUCGCCUAGUUUCAAUCCGUCGCAUUCACAGAGCAAGACUAGAUGUCAGACUGGAGCAGAAGGCUGCAAAUGGAUGAUCAGAUCGCAUCACACAAUAUAAAAGAGAGGUGCCAGUCACUGAAGCGCUGAUGGGUUGCAUUUGAAAAUUGCAUGGAACUGCCUUGCGACAAGUUCCCUUUGGACUUCUCAGCUACUGCAUGAACAUUUCUGUCACCAACUUGUCGCCCUGGAAAGCACAGUUCUGCAACCUUAUUCUGUGAUCAUGCUAUGGAGUGUUAACCACAAGCCUCCUCAUGCAAGAUUCCCUAGGCCCAAAGUGAACUAUGCUUUAUUUAAGCUUGACUCGAAAUUAUCACGCUUAAUCAUGCAGCAACCUAUCAAACAUGGACACCUGUUUUCUAGAACACUACGGUGCCAACUGCAAUCUUUCAACUGGCAUGUAAGUUGUAAGGUACAGUUCACACUAUUUACACCAAUCACAAAACAACGCACGUUGUCUAUCUGUUACAAGGCACCCUCGAAUGUGACGAGCAAAACAUGAGGUGCAGUGUUAAGAAAAUGAUGCUGCAUCAUCUCAGUUAAUUUAUGUGCAAACUUGUGUGUUGUUGAAUCAAGUGCAUAUUUAUCACGAUUUUGACGAUUGUUAUUGUGUUGUUUUGUCACUAUGGGUGCAUGCACCCACCACCCAACUUAAUUAGUCUGGGCAAUACAUCUUCUGCCUAGUAAUACUGGACAGCUCCUCUGUGUGUCCCUGAAUGACUUAGCACUGGCAGAUGGAAUCACAUUAACAACAAUUUGGGUUCCAUUUUUGUUCAGCAUCUCAGGCAGUGUGCACACAGACAUGAGGACUUUAUCCAGUAUUACUUGACACGAAUAAGAUGAGCAUGUUGAACAACGAGCUUCGAUUUAGCUUGUUUCCAGAUGGAGAAAUGAGUUUCAUUCCUGGGAGCUCCUCUGAACAAUCAUGUGCCUUCGGAGUCUUCCCUCCCCAAACAACCCAAAUGCACGUGUCAGUUCUAAGUUUUAUUUAUAAAUAAAGGCAUCUGCCAAACGCUAUUUAUUGUACACAAA